AAUCAAGUGAAAGGAGAAAAUGAUUGGGACAUUCCUUGAGCCCCCAGGCACUGAGGAUCCCUUUGCUUUGUGCUGGUUGUGUCUUGAGCUAACCCAGCACCUCGAUGAGCACGGGAUGCCUCCAAACACCACCACAGAGCUGCCUGCCUGCUGUGGCUCAGGGCAGACCCCUCUGCCUGCACCCACGCUGAGGCUGCCAGGCACUCUGCCCCCAGCAUCCCAGUGCCAAGGUGUCCCUAGGUGGGCUAGGGGCCACAGACGGAAGAAAGGACAAAACAGGCUGGAAAGGGGGCAGGUUGCCUGGCUGCAGAAGACUUGUGAAAGCAAAGGAUAGGGGUGGGAGCAGGGCAGCUUGGCAUGGGCACAUGCGGGGAGGGGAAGUGGUGAAACGUCAGCUCCACGUUGCUGCAGAAGACAAGGCUGGAAAACCACAUCCCUGGGCGGUGGCCACCUCCCCUCCUGUCGCUUCCUCUCGCAGUCCUGCUCUUGACCCAGGAGCACCCGGCAGCCCUCCAGGCCUGCAACCAUGCUUGCCCCAGGGUGGAGUUCCCACCUCAUGCUGACACGAGAGUCAGCACGGGGGACUGUCCCCAGGACAGAGCUGACGUGCAAGGGUUUUGUAAAGCCCAGUGUCUCAGCACCCAGAGGGAGAUGUGACUUGCUCCCUCCCUGUCAGCUCAGAGCCCAGUGUGGUUCCUCAUUAAGGCACCCUGGGUGCAUGGGACGCGGCACGGCCAGCCUCACCCUGUCAUGGUCCCCCUGCUUGUCCUUGGCUGGUGGCUGGUGGUCCAGAGCAGAGUGCAAGCACAGCCAGGACCAUCCCUGUCCCUGAGCCCCAGCCACGAGUUGGCCCUGGGGGACAGAGUGACCCUGCAGUGCCACACACCCAGACAGGGUGGCAGGGCCACCCUCCACAAGGAGGGGGUCCCAUAUCCCCUAUGGUACCGAGAUGGGGUGCGGGGUGCAGCGGAGUUCCCCAUCACAGCAGCCAGACGGGAAGAUGCCGGGAGAUACUGGUGCCAAUAUGAGAUGGAGGGCGAACCGCCAGAGGAGAGUGAGCAUGUGGAGCUGGUGCUCAGAGAUCCCAAGUACCCCCGGCCUCACAUCUUCCCGAGCCCUGGGGCAGUUGGGGUACUGGGGACCCGCUUCACCAUCCUGUGCAAGGGUGGGCAUGGAGCCACCUUCCUCCUGCACAGAGAGGGCAGCUCAGCCCCCAUCCAGCGCCAGGCUCCCAGGGGACACACGGCCUUGUUCUCUAUCCCCCACGUGAGCUGGGUGGACAGUGGGACCUACAGCUGCUCCUACCGUCCCCGAGGCAAGAUGUUUGUGUCAUCGUACCCCAGUACCUUCCUGGAGCUGGAGGUGGUGGAGGAGGAGGAGGAGGAGGAGGAGUCAUCGUUGUCAGGUUCAACCUUCUUCCCAGCAUCCCCUGAUGCCACACAGGUAUGGUCAGUGCCAGCCCAGGGAUCACCAAAACUAAGCACCACAGGCCCUCACCCACCAGCCACAGGGUCCUCCUGCCCCAACACUUCCAGGGAUGAAGAUAUUGAUUUCACCCUGGGCAACACUGUGCGCCUGGGGCUAGGCGCAGGGCUUCUGAUCCUGCUGAUGCUCCUCGUGGCCGAGGCCCUGCAUAGCCGGAGGCAGAAGGGGCAGGGGCUCUAGCCAAGCACCCCCAUGGCCAUCCCUUCCAGACCCACAAGACUGGGCGGAUGUCCCUGUCCCGCUCCCCUCUGCCUGGACCCAGCCUCACUCCCCUUUGCAGCCCCAUUAAA
This is a messenger RNA of Dromaius novaehollandiae (emu), 1775 nucleotides long. RefSeq names its product immunoglobulin superfamily member 1-like. The record is from RefSeq and is a predicted model, not a curated record. The coding region runs from base 751 to 1665 and encodes 304 amino acids. The transcript is spliced from 6 exons. Lineage: Eukaryota; Metazoa; Chordata; Aves; Casuariiformes; Dromaiidae.